Messenger RNA from Paralichthys olivaceus (Japanese flounder), 1006 nucleotides. It is a transcript of the gene lamtor2, whose product is annotated as late endosomal/lysosomal adaptor, MAPK and MTOR activator 2. NCBI's taxonomy places the organism in Eukaryota, Metazoa, Chordata, Actinopteri, Pleuronectiformes, Paralichthyidae. Gene Ontology annotation, biological process: positive regulation of TOR signaling; cellular response to amino acid stimulus. Gene Ontology annotation, cellular component: Ragulator complex. The record is from RefSeq and is a predicted model, not a curated record. Gene Ontology annotation, molecular function: guanyl-nucleotide exchange factor activity; molecular adaptor activity.
UCCCACAAUGCUGUGCACCCGGAACAGGAAGAAAAACAUCAGCUGACUCGCCUCCGUGUGUUGAGCAGUUUUUAUGUGACAGUUUAAAUCAAGUUGUCACUUUAAAAACACACUGGACAUUGUUUUUUUACUUUGACCAGCUGUUAUCAGAGGGAAGUGAUGUUACGACCGAAGGCGCUGACGCAGGUUCUCAGUCAGGCGAACACUAACGGAGUCCAAAGCACACUCCUACUGAAUAAUGAAGGUUCACUCCUGGCCUACUCUGGGUAUGGGGACACUGACGCACGAGUGACAGCCGCCAUCGCAAGCAACAUCUGGGCAGCGUACGACAAGAACGGCCACCAAGCCUUCAAUGAGGACAAACUCAAAUUCAUACUCAUGGAUUGUAUGGAGGGACGAGUGGCCAUCACUCGUGUAGCCAACCUGCUGCUGUGCAUGUACGCCAAAGAGACGGUGGGCUUCGGAAUGCUUAAAGCCAAGGCAGAAGCACUGGUGCAGUACUUGGAGGAACCACUGACUCAAGUGGCUGCAUCAUAGUGAAGAAAUGUGCAUCGAUUCUUUCUGGCUGCAAAAGAAAGCAUCAUGUGAUGUAGUACAUUCAUGGACUACUGUAACACAAAGUGCGAAAUGCAUAUAUAUCUGAGUGAGUGAACGUACGUGUGUGUGAGACGUGUGUGUUGGGCGGGGGGGGGGUUAUUCAGUGUAUUUAUAAUCACGUUAUUGCUGAAACUAACAGCUUGUGUGAGUUUUUAACUGUUUGUCUUCAUUUAGUUUGUUGAUCGGCUCUAGAAUUCUCACAGUUUGUCAAUAGGACGUUCGCGUGUACAACUGCUGAAAUGAUUCCACUAUCGGCUGCUUCAUUGGUUAAAUCGUGUACAUUCACAGUUAUGCAGAAAAGUGGCCUAAAAUACACAUUAUGAGCUGAAUUAAAAGUUCAAUGUACAUUUCUGUCUGAUUUAAAUGCAGCAAAUGUUAAAUCUGUCAAAUAAAAAAAAAAAUGGAUUCA